CACAACGCUGCUGUGUUCUGUGUAUCUGUUCUCCUGUGAUUCAUGGGGCAAACUGUAAUUUAUUGUCCCACCUCCUCAUAUGUCUUUCACAAGACAUUACUGCCAAACAGCACUGUCUUAUAUCCUUAAUCUCUCCUGCCACAUGAUUUCUGGCCAUGCCCUUAUCUCUGCUUUCUGUCUUAACAGCUAAGCUGGUACAGUUUUCUGACAGGAAUGAAGAAUGGGAUGGUGACUGCAGGCAGUGCUUCACCAGGCAGAUACAUACACAGCUUUGUAAAAGGUUCUGCCUAGAGCAAUCGAUAGCGCAGUCCUGGGGGAUGCCACUUUCAGUCCCAGCUGCAGACAGACGGCAGAGAGCCUCAGCAGCAUUUUCUCUCAGUUUUCUCUCUUUAGUCUUCUCCAUCACCGCAUUCAGUAGUAGUUACUGGUGUGAAGGGACAAGAAAAGUUGCCAAACCUUUCUGUACGGGGCAGAGCAGAGGGGAUCACUGCAUCCGCUUUAAUAGCCCUGAUGCCAGCAACAGCAACGCUGUGCAAUAUAUUUGGGAGACAGGAGAUGACAAGUUUGUUGAUCAGAAGUUUCAUGCUGGAAUUUGGUAUUCCUGUGAAGAAAUUAUAAAUGAAGAAGGUGAGAAAUGUAGAAGCUUCAUCAGUCUGACUCCAGCUUCUGAUCGAGGAGUUUUAUGGCUGUCUAUUGUCACAGAGCUUCUGUACAUCAUUUUGCUUCUGACUGGAGUCAUUCUUAUGUCAGUAGAAAUGUGCUACUACAGCACUGUCAUUGAUGGGCUAAAGAUCAACGCCUUCUCUGCAGUAGUCACCGUAUUAGCAGGUCUUCUGGGCAUGGUUGCUCAUAUGAUGUACACAACUGUAUUUCAAAUGACUGUAAAUCUUGGUCCUGAAGACUGGAGACCUCACACAUGGGAUUAUGGCUGGUCCUAUUGCCUCGCAUGGGCUUCCUUCGCUUGCUGUAUGGCUGCAGCUGUCACCACUAUUAACAAAUACACAAAAACUAUUUUGGAAUUCAAGCACAAAAGAAAAACGUUGGGAAGGAGUUUAAAGAUUAAAUACAAGUUUCCUGAUCAUACAUCUCCAGAGAAAGCUUGCAAUGUGUAUGUGAACUCGUUUCACAACCGUACGGAGGACCCUGCACGUCCAAUAAAAGGCUUGCGGCACCUGGCCACUAUUUCAGUUCUGUAAAUUUGAACUGUACCUCAAGGCAUCCUAUAAAUCAUAAUGUCAGAUCAAAAUGAAACAGUAUUAAUAAAAAUGUAUACUUG
Pezoporus occidentalis (night parrot) is the source of this 1276-nucleotide messenger RNA. RefSeq names its product GSG1 like 2 (gene GSG1L2). NCBI's taxonomy places the organism in Eukaryota, Metazoa, Chordata, Aves, Psittaciformes, Psittacidae. Bases 156 to 1196 code for a protein of 346 amino acids. The transcript has 5 exons. Gene Ontology annotation, cellular component: plasma membrane. The record is from RefSeq and is a predicted model, not a curated record.